CUGAUGAUUGAGAUUCCAUGGAGGCCUCCAUAUAAAGGUGCUAGAGGACGGCCAGACAACCACAAGAACAGACAGAACAAUCCAAACAACCUUUCCCCUAAUUCUUCAAAGGAGGUCUGCCUCGUUGCUCUUCGUCAAAACGUGACACAACAAGCGCAAACAUGUUCGCAUCGAUACCCAGCCUGCGCAUCUGCCUCGUGGCACUAAGCUUGUUCUUCCUCUGGUCUCCCCUGGUCGCAGCCGUACCCCACGGCCCUGCCCCCAACAAAGAUGAUGCAGCCCACCUCGACAAGCGCUACACCAGUCCCACGGUGAUCUGGCCCGCCAACCUCACCCGCACCCCGAUGAACGUCUUCCUCCAGAUCCUCAACACCCAGCCCAACCCUGAUCCGGACCUCAUCAAGGAGUGCGUCACCCUGGACGCCACCUACGUGUCGCUCACUAUGGACAACCCGGACCUGCAUAAGAUCAUGCCGUGGGCGGGGACGCGCUAUCGGGUGGGCUACCAGGCCUUCCUGGACACCUUCACACGUGUCGGCCUCUGGUGGACUCGCGGCCCGUUCUCGAUCGACGCCAUCUUCAGCGACGGCGGGGGCAAUGUCACCGCCUGGGGCCAGUUCGAGAUCACCUCCAACAUCAUGCAGAAGACCAUCACUGCCCCCUGGUCGGCUCGGGCCGAGAUCAACGACGACAUGAAGAUCACCUACUUCCAGUACAUGGAGGAUACCUUCGGCACGGCGAGCACCUUCUGGGCCGAUGGUCAGAAGGAGUAUCGGGCGGAUCCCUAUGGGGGCAGUGUCUGGUUGUGAGAUCUUGUGGCUGGAUUAGUUUCACAUGAAUA
This is a messenger RNA of Aspergillus uvarum CBS 121591, 841 nucleotides long. RefSeq lists its product as uncharacterized. The transcript has a single exon. Bases 162 to 809 code for a protein of 215 amino acids. Lineage: Eukaryota; Fungi; Ascomycota; Eurotiomycetes; Eurotiales; Aspergillaceae. The record is from RefSeq and is a predicted model, not a curated record.